Messenger RNA from Callorhinchus milii (elephant shark), 2212 nucleotides. It is a transcript of the gene brd7, whose product is annotated as bromodomain containing 7. NCBI's taxonomy places the organism in Eukaryota, Metazoa, Chordata, Chondrichthyes, Chimaeriformes, Callorhinchidae. Gene Ontology annotation, biological process: regulation of transcription by RNA polymerase II. The transcript has 17 exons. Gene Ontology annotation, cellular component: nucleus. The record is from RefSeq and is a predicted model, not a curated record. The coding region runs from base 109 to 2100 and encodes 663 amino acids.
GGCUGGUGGCGGUGUUGGGGUUGGGGGCGGGGCUGAUCGGUGUUCUCGGCGCUCGCUGCGCUGCCCUGGGCCGGACUGAGAGACAGAGACAGAGAGAGAGACAGAGAUAUGGGCAAAAAACACAAGAGGCACAAGGCGGACAGACAGCAGCUGGAGGAAUAUAAAGAUAAACCUCUGAAACUGGUGCUUAAAGUAGGUGGGAAUGAAAUAACAGAACUGUCGACGGCAACUUCAGGACAUGAGUCCAGCUUACUUGAAGACAAAAGUGAUUACGACAAGCACAAAGACAAGAAGAAAAAGAAAAAAAAGAAGAUUGAAAAGGAGAAGCGCACAACUGAAAAUGAACGAAAAAGGAAAAAAGAUGACAAGAAAAAGCGAGAGAAAGAGCCACCCGCUGGUGAAAGGGGCGAGGAGGAGAAGAGUCAAUCACCUACAAGGUUUGAGAUGCCAGUGGACAGACUCAUGGCUUCUCCUUUAUUGAAGGUAGAAGAAUACCAAACUCCCUUUCAAGAACUGCUACAUCAGGUGUUGCGUCAACUUCAGAGGAAAGACCCCAAUGCGUUUUUUUCAUUCCCCGUUACUGAUUUUAUCGCCCCUGGUUACACUAUGAUCAUUAAACAUCCAAUGGACUUCAGUACGAUGAAAGAGAGGGUGAAGAAGAACGAGUAUCAGAGUCUAGAGGAGUUGAAGGGAGACCUCAGAACCAUGUGUGAAAAUGCAAUGACGUACAACCGGCCAGAAACUAUUUACUACAAAGCUGCAAAGAAACUGCUGCACUCUGGGAUGAAAAUCCUAAGCCCGGAGAGAAUCCAGACUCUGAAACAAAGUAUAGACUUCAUGCAGGACCUGGAGAAAUCCCACAAGCAAGGGGAUAAGACCAGAACGGGAGAAUCGAAUGGGGAAUGCAGAAAGGACGAGAAGGAUGAAAAAUGGAAAGCCAUGGACAGUGAGAAGGGUGAAAGAGCUUCAGCGAACCAAACGAGUGAAGACAACAGGUCAGAAAAAGACACUGGCGAGGAUGCACUAACUGGUGCUAAUCAUGCGAUCGAUGAAGAAACGAAAAAGCUUGAUCGCAUUAUUGAAGAAUCCUCUGGAAAAUUCACCCGGCGUAAAACAGAUAGCAAGUUUGAAUUCCAGAGAAGAAAAAAUGAUGGCACCACUACCCUUGGAAUCAGGAAUCCAACAGAACCUGACAUGGGAGAUCCAACUUACUGUCCAGUGAAGCUGGGAAUGAUGACAGGCAGAUUGCAGUCUGGUAUCAACACACUUCAAGGAUUUAAAGAGGAUAAACGCAAUAAAGUUAUACCAGUGAUGUACUUGAACUAUGGACCAUUCAGUUCUUAUGCUCCAGGUUAUGAUUCUACCUGUGCUAAUCUCAGCAAGGAGGAUUCUGACCUGUUGUAUUCCACGUAUGGUGAUGAUUCAAGCUUGCUUGGGUCCUUUAGUGUUCAACAGUUCUUGGCGAGCAACAGUGACUACAGUGUUGACAUGGUGGAUAAUUUGCUAGAUUCACUAACAAAUGGCGAGCAUUCGAAAGCACUGAAAGAGCUGCAACCAGUCAUAUCUAACAAUGAAAAUGAUCUGAAUGUUCUUAAAGCCUCUGAAGAUGUACAGGUUGUUCCAGCCGAGUUGGAAUGUGGCCACGGGAACACCAAGGAUAGCUUUGCUUCCCUACGGCCUGUAAUUAACACUGAAACCGAGUCACAAGAGUCUGGGAUUCUCCAAAAGAAGUUGGAUGAAACAACCAAGUUAUUACAAGAGCUGCAACAAGCACAGAAUGAGCGUUUCAGCACCAAACCCUCAUCAACCAUGCUCUGCCUACUGGGCCCUUCGAUCCGAGAGUAUCAAAUCGCUGAAAAGGUGACUGGAAACCUUAAAGAGUUGGCAAGCCAGGUGACUCCUGGUGACAUCACCAGUGUUGCUGGAAUCCGUAAGGCCAUGGGGGUCACAGUUCCUUUGGAAAUGCUGGAAGACUCUUUGCCAGACUCUUUACAUGGGGCUAACAGUGGUGACCAAGUGGAGGCGAUGGAAACAGAGUGUGAGCGAUGUGAACAGGUUAUUACCAUCAGUGGUGAAGAACCAAUUGUUAUUUCUGUAUGAAUCGUCGGUGUGCUUAAGUGUGUACUUUUAAACAUUUCUAAAUGAUUGGCAGUAGUGAAACAUUUGUAUGACUUUUGUAAAGUGUGUGCAUAAUAAAUGUAGAUUUUUAUAA